Ceratosolen solmsi marchali is the source of this 3090-nucleotide messenger RNA. RefSeq names its product protein toll-like. Gene Ontology annotation, molecular function: protein binding; signaling receptor activity. Gene Ontology annotation, biological process: signal transduction. The record is from RefSeq and is a predicted model, not a curated record. Gene Ontology annotation, cellular component: plasma membrane. Bases 51 to 3047 code for a protein of 998 amino acids. The transcript has 5 exons. Lineage: Eukaryota; Metazoa; Arthropoda; Insecta; Hymenoptera; Agaonidae.
UAAAAGGAAGCAUUCGAACUUGCAGGCAGAAGAAAAGCUGCCAGGACGCGAUGAUGCGGCUCUUGGUCCUUAUACUGGCAUUCGCCGUCCCGAGCCUCGGAGUUGCCGCUGCUGUCGGCUUCGACUGCCCGGAGAAUCUCCAAUGCGGUUGUUCACCGAGCGGCAACGGCGAGUUGGAACUCGUCUGCCCGAGCGGCCUUCUCUCGAGCUUCCAUCUAAAUGUUCGUUCAAAUGAUUUGGCCCGACUCCGCUGCAAGGGUAAUCCCAGAUGGCUGGAUCUGUUGCCCGGGGCGCGACUCGCGGGCACACGCCCCAGGAGCCUCAUUCUCGUGUCUUGUCCACCACCGGGGCGAGUGCAAACGGAGCGGCUUGUCGAACAGCUGGAGGCGCGUGAUCUCGAGUACCUCGCCUACGAGGCCCUUCAAAGUGGCCCGAGCGCCAUUAGUUUGAGCGCCUUCCCCGAACUCCGCUAUCUCGUGCUCUCGAAUAACCGCAUUGGCUCCGUCGUACCGGACCUUAUCAAAGGUCUUCCGAAAUUGAUGCAACUGGAGCUUCGGAAUACGAAUAUUCGUAUACCGCCGAAUUUUUUUGAGAAAGCGAGCUCGCUGAGAACGUUGGAGCUGAGCAGUAAUAAUUUGAAAGAUCUGAAGCCUGGGAUAUUCGACGGAUUGACAAAUAUUCGGCUUCUGAAUCUUUGGAAAAAUGACUUGACGGAGUUGCAGUCGGGUGUCUUUCGCGAUUUGACCUCCCUAGUAUCGCUCGAUGUUCAUCAAAAUAAAAUAAGCCAUCUCACGAUCGACGUCCUCAAAGAUCUUAGCAAUCUCGAAGUGAUCAAUUUCAGUUCGAACAAUUUUUCGGCUUUGCCGGAUAAUUUAUUUCAGAAUAAUCCUAAGCUGAAAAUCGUCAAGCUCAUGUACAAUAAGGCCAAUCUGACUGUACUUCCGCGCAAGUUCCUCAAGAACCUCGUCAACUUGAAAUUCGUCUCCUUCGUACGCAGUGGCUUGCAACGACUGCCGGAAGAUUUGAUUUGGGGCUCCAUAAACAUCGCCGAUUUCAAUUUAAACAAGAACUACUUGACGGCGCUGCCCGCUAAGCUUUUACAAGACGCCAUCGAAUUAAGCACCUUCGCCGCGUCCUUCAAUGAUUUGAAGAAAUUACCCGAUGGAUUCUUUUCGAAUACUCGAAAAUUGAGGAAGCUCGAUCUAUCGAAAAAUCACCUGACGGCCAUUAACGAGCGUACUUUGGAAGGGCUGGUAUCGCUACAAGAGCUCGACAUGGAAGACAAUGAUUUGACUUUUAUUCAUUUUAAUGCCUUUAAUUCUCUCGAGGAACUUAAAGUUGCAAGAUUUGCCAAUAACAAAUUGACUUUGCGCACAGGCAUAUACGAUAUAUUCGGGCACAUUUCGCCCUUCCAGCCUUGUACUUCUCUCGAAGAGCUUUAUUUAUCUUAUAACAAUAUUACCGAAAUAUAUAGCGACUGGACAACGAGUAGCGCUCGUCUCCGUGAACUUGAUCUCUCUUACAAUUUACUUGAUUAUUUGCAGACAGAUGAUCUACAAUUCGUAUCGAAGAGCGUGAGCCUGGACCUGCGCUACAACUCAAUUAGCCAAGUAAACCUGGAGCGGUUGGAGCGCGUCUCAGCGAAUAAGAGUUUCGUUGAGUCCCGCUACGUGCACGUCCGCCUCGAAGAAAAUCCGAUUCACUGCGACUGCGAUCUGUACUCGCUGCUGCGCUACGUAAACAAGGAGAUGUCAACGGCGGCUCUUAACUACAUGCGCCUCGAGCUCGGGGGCCUGAGCUGCUCGAGCCCCGACUACAUGAGUGGCCGCAAGCUCACCGAGCUACGGACGAAAAAGCUCAAGUGCCUCAUCCAGAGCUCGUACUCGAGGCCGGGUGACCCUUGUGGUUCCGACUCCCCUUGCGACUGUUGGUUGAGACCCGCGGACCGAGCGCUGAUCCUAGAUUGCGCCGCCAAGAACCUGACUAGGCCGCCACCGUGGAUCGACGCGCGCACCGUUGAGCGCAUCGAACUCGAUCUGGCUAUGAAUCGUCUCGAAGCGAUGCCGGACAUGAAUGUCAAGGGCUACCAAAAAGUGCGUACCUUGAACCUCUCGAGGAACAAUAUCGACCGAGUCCACGAGAAACUUAUUUCACCAAAUCUCGAGAUUCUUAACUUGGACGGUAACAAUCUGACGUACAUCGAUCUGAAGAUUCUAAGGAAAUUCUCGUCAAAUUCAUCGCUCACGUCAAAAUUGACGCUCCAUGGCAAUCCUUGGUAUUGCGAUUGCAGUACUUACGACCUUUUCACUUUCAUCCAGUCCAAUUCAAUCAGAAUGCCAGAGCUCCUGCGCAUCACCUGCUCCAACACCAACGUCUCGCUCUCGAGCAUCUCCCUGUCGGAGCUCUGCACCUCGAACAACGACACGGUGAUCCUCGUCUGCUCCUUGGUGUGCCUCCUGGGGCUGCUGGUCGGUGGCGGGGUGGCCCUAUACUUCCGCUACCAGCGGCAGAUAAAGGUCUGGCUGUUCUCGAAGAGCCUCUGCCUGUGCCUCGUGAGCGAGGAGGAGAUCGAUCGGGACAAGAGGUACGACGCCUUCAUCAGCUACUCGCACAAGGACGAGGAGUUUGUGGUUAAGGAGCUGGUGGGGAGGCUGGAGGAGGGACCCCGGCCCUAUCGACUCUGUAUUCACGUGCGCGACUGGUUGGCCGGCGAGUGGAUACCUACGCAGAUCGCACGGAGCGUCGAGGAGUCCAAGCGCACGAUCGUCGUACUCUCGGCCAACUUCAUCGAGAGCGUCUGGGGCAGACUCGAGUUCCAGGUCGCCCACAAGCAGGCCCUCAGCGAGCGUCGCGCCCGCGUCAUCGUCGUCCUUUACGGCGACAUCGGGCCCACCGAGAAGCUCGACCCCGAGCUCCGGGCCUACCUGCAGAUGAACACUUACGUCAAGUGGGGCGACCCCUGGUUCUGGCAGAAGCUCCGCUACGCGAUGCCGCACUCGUAUGUCUCGCCUAUCACGCAUAGUUAUAACAAAACGGAAGAAAUUUAAUGAAAAAGGCCUCGCAUUUUCUUUAUAUUCUUAUCAAUCGAUU